Messenger RNA from Dacryopinax primogenitus, 1003 nucleotides. RefSeq lists its product as uncharacterized. The record is from RefSeq and is a predicted model, not a curated record. Bases 35 to 856 code for a protein of 273 amino acids. Lineage: Eukaryota; Fungi; Basidiomycota; Dacrymycetes; Dacrymycetales; Dacrymycetaceae. The transcript has 2 exons.
UUCGUUCCCUACCACCAUCUUACUACUGUCAACGAUGCGCUCCUUCUUUGCACUCCUCCUGCUCGCCCUCCCCCUCCUGGCAGCAGCUACCACUCCCCUGCAGGGCGCAGCCUCCCGCUCCAUCUCCCGCAAAGCCAACGUCCACCCCCUCGCACGCUCUCUCGUAGGACGGCAACUCACCGCCUGUGCCUCAUCCUGCUCAUCAACCUCCGACCUCAGCGCCCUCGGCGCGCUCGCAUCAUGCAGCUCCUCGGAUAUAAACUGUGUGUGCACGAACGCUGAGCAGCUGUCUUCCACCUGCCUCUCCUGCGUCCUCACCGCUGAGAACCUCUCCCCAUCCGAUCUCGCAACUGCUUGCGCUGGGGGUGGCUCAAGUGGGACAUCCGCCGCUACUACUGGAGCCAGCAGCCCCACAUCGAGCAGCAGCGUAGGGUGCGCGACGGAGUGCAGCGCUGCGUCUGAUCAAAAUGGCUUGACAGUGAUCACCAACUGCGCAUCCACCGACAAUGCCUGCGUCUGCAACGCCGCCGGAACGCUCUCCACCACCUGCCUCGACUGCACCCUCGCGGCAGCUAACAUCACUCCCGACCAAUGGACAGCCGACUGCUCCGCGAUCAGCGCCAGCUCUGCGGCUACGCAGACUUCCACCACGGGGAGCAGUGUCACCCUUGGUGGGCAGGCGCCUACCACUGCAACCCAGUCAACGACCUCUACCAGCACCACUUCGACCACAAGCAGCACGACGACCACCUCUAGCGCAGCUGCUACUACUACUGCAACUCAUUCUGGUGCGGGCAAGGUCGUCGUUGAGGGGCUCGUGGGCCUCGUGUUCGCAGCGAUGAUCGCUGUCGCAUAAGCGCAUCUCAGAUGGGGAACAAGUGGAUGUGCUUAUGAACCUCGAAAAAGAUCGUUGUUGUUUCUAUUGUUCCCCCUUCAUCUAUUGUUGUUGGUAAAAUUGGACUAUUAUUGUUCGCCCUGAGGCGCUUAUCCUCAUUGUCGUGCC